Messenger RNA from Vitrella brassicaformis, 1308 nucleotides. NCBI's taxonomy places the organism in Eukaryota, Vitrellaceae. The record is from the annotation of a GenBank genome assembly.
GAAAGGUCGGUCAUUGCUCAGUGAGGCAUGCAAGCUCGCGUGCAUCAACAUCUCAUUCUAGAAAGUGCGGCAUUCUCUGCUGCUCUGGCGCGAGCUCUUGGAUAGGCUCCCUGAACUCCCUUGAUAUCGGCAGCACAGCAACGUUUGAAGCCUGCGCACACAACACACACCACGACACAUGCGGCUCACCACACCCACCUUUGCUCACUUACCCCGACCGUCACGCCGUCGGAUGUGGAGAUCCGGCCAUCGCCCUGCCUAGCUGAUACGGUCUCCAACUCAUGAUACAGCAGCUUGCCGCUGUUCUCCACCUCAUCAUCACCUCCUUCCCUGAGGUGCUGUGACCCCUUCCAUGAGGGGCUCCCUCCUUUUUUCCCAAACCACUCUGUGGGAGGAAUGUACCACGGCGUCUGCCUACUGGGCGACACGGUCGGGGAGUGGGCCGGGGACUGCGAGGCUUUCCGGGCCGGAGCGGACUUGGGGGAUGUGUCCAUUGGCGAUAGCUUGCCGGCGAAGGAGACACGAGUGGUCUUCUUCUUUGACGCUCGUGUGGAUGGCUGGGGUUUGCCCUUCUUCUCUCUCUUCUUCUCUGUGCCAGCUGCUGCCUUCGAGCGCGGAACGAUAGGAAUCGUCAGCUGUCCGUCUUCGCCGUGCUCUGCUUCCUCUGAAGCUUUGGCAGCCGAUGGCGCUGCUUGCUGCGUCACCGUUGCAGACAGCCUUGGGAGCAGACUCGGGACGAUGGUGCCGUUGGCGAUCUCCUCCAACACCCAACCUGCACUCAGCGACCCCAGCGGGAAGAGCAGGGCAGUACAAACAUGUUUGUGCAUCGACACAGUGAUACAUCCAGGCACACAUAUUGAUGCCGACCGACCUAGGGGGUCGUCUUCUGUGAUCUCCCUGACUUUUAUGUCAGCGAUGAACAGGGGCUGGGGGCCGGCCAAUGCCUCCGUGGCAGCCUGGACGACCGGCAGGGUGCGCUGCUUCCGGAAUAUAUCGGACGGGAGGAACAAACGCGUUGACGGUGAGUCGGCGUCAGCGAUAUUCCUGCAGACGUGGAUAGACAGACAGACAGCCAGGCGCGACGCAUACAUGCAUAGCUCCUCCUUUGCACACGCAGUCCUCACUUGGUGACGCGUUUGAAAGAUGCAUUGAUGACGUCUUCAGGUUUCAGGAAGGCCCUCUCUCUUUUUUCGAGCCCACUCGAAGUCUCUCCGUCAUCCGCCUCUUCCCUCACGACGGGCAGCAGGAAGUGCUGAAGGGGCUCUCCCUGGUCGUCGAAGCUCGACCAUCUGGACGUCGCCAUGGACG